Molecule: messenger RNA, 2022 nt
Organism: Sorex fumeus (smoky shrew)
Lineage: Eukaryota; Metazoa; Chordata; Mammalia; Eulipotyphla; Soricidae
Gene: TTLL10
Product: tubulin tyrosine ligase like 10
Exons: 15
Coding region: 1-2022 (673 amino acids)
Biological process (GO): protein modification process
Source: RefSeq, a predicted model, not a curated record
AUGGACCCUCAGGAGGCCUGUGUGGUCUGGCUGCCCGCUAGGGUGCACGGGCUGCUGGCUGUGAUGCCUCAACUGCCGCAGAGCCUUGCUAGCGAGCCCACCGUGGCACCCAGGCCCCUCACCAACGGGGCCGCAGAGCUCUCAGGAGCCCGGGUCUGCGUCCCUGCACGCUGGGCAGGGAGCCCGCCCGCUGUCGGAUCCUGUCUGGGCAGGCUGUGGGGACAGCGGAAGCUGGGGGGACAACGGAAGCCGGGGGGCUUCAGCGGAGAGACCGGCGCCGCCGAGGCCCCAGGCAGUGCCACGCAGGCCGCCGCCGCCACCGCCGCAGACUCCGCUGCCGCCAGAGAGACAGACCCCGUGAGCGGGCCCGGGUCCAGGACACACAGGAUGCAGCCCGGCCACCAGCCCCCCGAGGCGCCAGCUGGGGCCCAUGAGAAGUCGAUGGGGAGCAGCAGUGAAGAGCCUCUGCACCAGCUGAGGCCGCUGGAGCAUGAUGCAGACGCCCCAGACAACACCGAAGCUGCCGAGCCUCCAGCCACCCUUCUAGACGGGCAGGUGCCCACAGAGGAGAAGUCGCUGCCCCGCCCAGAACAGGGCCCCUUCUUCUACAUCGGAGGCAGCAACGGAGCAGCAAUAAUCAACUCCUACUGCAAGGGCAAGGGCUGGCGGCGCACGCAGGACAGCCGCCGUGAGGACUACACGCUCAAGUGGUGUGAGGUCAAGAGCAGGGCCAACUACUGCAGCUUUCGGGAAGGCAAGCAGCUACUCUAUCAGCUGCCCAACAACAAGCUCCUGACCACCAAGAUCGGGCUUCUCAGCGUGCUCCGGGAGUACUCACGUAACAACAAGACGCCCCCUGGCACCCAGUCCAGGGUCUUGAGAAUGGAGGACUUCUUCCCAGAAACCUAUCGCCUGGACAUCAAGGAGGAAAGAGAGGCCUUCUUCACCCUGUUUGAUGACACCCAGAUGUGGAUCUGUAAGCCCACGGCCUCCAACCAAGGCAAAGGCAUCUUCCUGCUCAGGAGCCAGGAGGAGAUCGCAGCCCUGCAGGCCAAGAUCCAGAGCGCUGAGGAGGACCCCGUUUUCCGCAAGAUGCCGGUCCGAAUGCCACAGGCUCGAGUGGUGCAGAGGUACAUCCAGAACCCGCUGCUGCUGGACGGAAAGAAGUUUGACGUGCGCUCCUACCUGCUCAUUGCCUGCACAGUACCCUACAUGAUCUUCUUCGGCCACGGCUAUGCUCGGCUCACACUCAAUCUUUAUGACCCCCAUUCCAGAGACCUCAGCGGCCACUUGACCAACCAGUUCAUGCAGAAGAAGAGCCCCCUCUACAUGAUGUUCAAAGAGGAAACAGUAUGGAGCAUGGAGCACCUCAACCGCUACAUCAAUGACAAGUUCCGCAAAGCCAAGGGCCUCCCCAGAGACUGGGUCUUCACCACUUUCACGAGGCGGAUGCAGCAGAUCAUGGUGCACUGCUUCCUGGCCGUCAGAUCCAAGCUGGAGUGCAAACUCGGCUACUUUGACCUCAUCGGCUGUGACUUUCUGAUCGAUGAGAACUUCAAGGUGUGGCUGCUGGAGAUGAAUUCAAACCCGGCGCUGCACACCAACUGUGAAGUCCUGAAGAACGUGAUCCCCACAGUGGUCAUGGAGACCCUAGACCUGGCGCUGGAGACCUUCCAGAAGAGCUUGCAUAGCCAGAGGAUGCGGCCACUUUUGUCACAGCGCCACUUUGUGCUCCUGCACAACGGUGAGAUGGACCUGUGGCCACGCCUGUGGGGGUCUCACGGGGUCCCUCGCCUGCUGCCCAACUUUGUGCCCCCCUUGCUCUGCACCUCUGACCCUGAUAGGCUGGUCAGGCGCAGGCUGGCGCCCCCCCGGCGUCCCCUGUCGCCCGUCCCCAGCCCUGACCUCAUGCCUGGCCGUGAGUGCGAGCAGUCACCCGAUUGCGGUGAGGACGGGGUGCCGGAGCUGUCCCCAAGGUCUGCGGGGUCAGAAUCAUCGAGGGCAGAUCAUCGAGGCUCUUAG